AUGAGCUGCGCCGGGGGGAGCGUCGUCCUCCCUCCCGGGGAGCCGCAGCGAGACCCCGCCACCCCGCUGGAGCUGCCGGCCGGAGCGGGGGAGGCGAGCGGCGACACCCCAGAGGAGGGAGAGAGGGGCGGCCCCGGCGCGGGCGAGGGCCGGAGGGGCGGCUCGGAGAGCGGCCGCGCCGAGGCGGGGGCCGCCGCCGCCGGCGACAAACCCGAGACCCGCUCGGUGUGCAGCAGCGAGAGCGGCAGCGGCAGCCACCCCGGCGGGGCCGGCCCCAUCUGCAAGAUCUGCUUCCAGGGCCCCGAGCAGGGUGAAUUGUUAAAUCCUUGCCGCUGCGAUGGGUCGGUACGAUACACGCAUCAGCUUUGCCUGUUAAAGUGGAUAAGUGAAAGAGGGUCAUGGACCUGUGAACUCUGCUGUUACAGAUACCAUGUUAUAGCAAUUAAAAUGAAGAAGCCUUGCCAGUGGCAAAGCAUUACUAUAACACUGGUUGAGAAAGUGCAGAUGGUUGCUGUAAUCCUAGGAUCUCUGUUCUUAGUAGCAAGUGUGACUUGGCUUCUAUGGUCAGCCUUCAGCCCUUAUGCAGUAUGGCAAAGAAAGGACAUCCUUUUUCAAAUCUGCUAUGGAAUGUAUGGUUUUAUGGAUCUAGUAUGCAUAGGACUGAUAGUACAUGAAGGUGCAUCUGUUUAUCGAGUGUUUAAGCGCUGGAGGGCUGUGAAUCUACACUGGGAUGUGUUAAAUUAUGAUAAAGCCACAGACAUAGAAGAGAGCAAUCGAGGAGAACCCUCAGCAGGAAGGACAUUGUGGUUACCACUGACUGCAUUUAGAAACAGAAGUUUAGUUCAUCCAACACAGUUAACCUCACCAAGAUUUCAGUGUGGCUAUGUAUUGUUACAUCUGUUCAACCGCAUGAGACCUCAGGAAGAUUCAUCAGAAGAUAAUGUCUCUGGGGAAGUAGUGAUGAGAGUCACCUCAGUGUAA
This is a messenger RNA of Gavia stellata (red-throated loon), 981 nucleotides long. RefSeq names its product membrane associated ring-CH-type finger 11 (gene MARCHF11). Gene Ontology annotation, molecular function: ubiquitin-protein transferase activity; zinc ion binding. NCBI's taxonomy places the organism in Eukaryota, Metazoa, Chordata, Aves, Gaviiformes, Gaviidae. The transcript has 4 exons. Gene Ontology annotation, biological process: protein ubiquitination. The record is from RefSeq and is a predicted model, not a curated record. The coding region runs from base 1 to 981 and encodes 326 amino acids.